Messenger RNA from Lymnaea stagnalis (great pond snail), 9695 nucleotides. The record is from the annotation of a GenBank genome assembly. Lineage: Eukaryota; Metazoa; Mollusca; Gastropoda; Lymnaeidae.
GACUGCAAUCUCCUUUGCGUCAAUGGACCUUAAAUCCCCAGAGUUUAAAGAGGGUCUCAAAAUAUUUACGUUUAACUCAAGUACAACAGCCGAGGAAGUUGUGCAGUUUUCAACUGGCGAACAAUUGUGAGACAUUAAAAAGAAGUUCAUCUAUUUUUUAAAAAAAUGACAAAAUCUAGUACCAUUUCUAAAUUUUUAUGUUAUAUUUUUAUAACACAUUUUUAGAGCAGUGGUUCUCAAAUUGGAUGUUGAUAAAUGUUACGGUAUGGGGUUGAUUAUAAGCUUGUACCAAAUAAAUACCCUGGGGCUCGCAACAACCGGAGUGAAUUCAGUUUAUGAAUGGCACUGGGUGCCAUAAUUCCUCCUACAACACUUUAAAAAUGGCCUUCCCAGUUCAAAAAGUAUAAUAGAACCAUUGAUUUCAUGUAUCGUUAAAUAAAAAUGCACCUCUUGAUUUUAAAGUAAAAAAGCUCCAGCUAUGAUGAUACUUCGGCGCCCUUGAUUUCCGCUCUACAUCCCGAUGAAAAUGAUCGCCGAUUUCGGUAUCGAUAGAUACACUGGCUAGUGGCAUAGCUACUAUUAAUGUCACCAUAGGCGGCCAAACAUUUCAAACAGUUUUGCAGCCCUCCCUUUCACGAUACAAACUCUGCAAUUGUUCAAAAAUGCCACACGUGUAUAUCAGAAAAAGUGAAACCUCGGUGACAUCCCAUCCGCCUUAUUUCGACACUGCUAUCAGGGGCCCAUCUAGAGUUUUUGGCGUCAGGGGACAAGAUAAAUAUCUACGCCCCUCCCCCGCUCAACUCUGAAAUUCAUUAUUUUCAACCAUUAAAUAUCAUCAAAGUCCAUUUACCCGACCCCCCCCCUUGCUUGUCUGACGCUCCGGGACAUAUAUCCCAUCUGCCACCCCUUAGCUACGCCUCUGGCAGCUUACACUGCCACCCCUCCCGAGUGUCUAAACAGAUUCCCAGAUUUUGAGCAUGUUCGUAGACUUAAUGAGCGAGAUAUAUUCAUGUCAAGCAUAUUCUACAUACAAUUUGCUAGAACAACUAUGAACUAUAUCCGAGUUCUUGGUGCAAGGUAAGAUACUCAAACGUUAAGUCUGGGCGACCGCUUUUUUGUGUUUAACUUAGAUAUGAUAGAAACAAAUGCGAGCCUACUCUGUUCAAUUUUCAGUUUUCACAUUUGGUGUAAGCCCUUGCUGUGAAGGAGUCACCCUUGUGAGGGUGUCUGUUUAUUUUGGCUUACUUCAUAAUUUAGGAUUACCUCUUCAUUUAGGUUUUCUGUUAGUUUUUGCUACACUUAAAUUUUUAUUACGUCUUAGAAUGAGCUCUUUAUCAAGUUUCUAAUAAAGUGGUUUUAGAUCGAUAUGGUAUUGAUUUCUUGCUCACAGACCAAUGGAAAGGCUCAUGGAAAAGCUGAAGUGUCAUAUCCUGGGAAAGGACUCAAAAACAUCUCAUUUCUUGUUUGAAAAGGGAGGAAAUUUAGGUAUGAGCUUACAUACACUGAUUUUCAUACUAUACAAUUGGGUUAUUCCCCAUAGGCAUCUUUGUUAACAUUUUAUUUAUUUAAUAAGUUUAAGUGGCACUUUUAGCUUCAAAGUUAGACUAGAAUAUGUGUCAUUUAUUUUUUCCAUCAUCUUUGUCAAUUUGUUUUAAUGUAUUUCAUUUUUUUUUCCAAAUUUAAUAAUGUAAUUUUACUAGGGCUGCGAGGCUAAGAAAUUAUAUGAGUUGAUUGCUUGCUUUCCCUUCUACUAACUAUUCUUACACUCUGUUUUUAAUAACUAUUCUUACACUUUGUGUCUAAUCACUAUUCUUACACUUAUUUUCUAAUAACUGAGUUUCAUACUAUACAGCGUCAUUUAUUUUUCUAUCAUCUUUGUCAAUUUGUUUUGUUUAAUGUAUUUCAUUUUUUUUUUCCAAAUUAAUAAAUUGUAUUGUACUUCCGGCUUAAACAAGAUGGCGGAAGAAAAAAAACAAAUAUAACACAAAUGGAAGGAAGCAUGGAUUUACAAGAAAUUAAUGGAUGGAAAUGGUCCUUUAUGUGGAAUAUAUCCUUAAAAAUCUGCACAGAAUCAGAAUCUUUGUUUCAGAUAAGUAAUUUCCUUUCAAUAAAAUUUCGUUGACAAAAUCUCCAUUAUCAUUAUGCAAAGGAUAACUUCCGGCCACAACAAGAUGGUGGUAUAAUAUACACAAAAGUCAUGGAGAGGUAUGGGCACUAGAUACGCUACAUGUACAUGAGAACAGUUUCGCAAUCUAUACCGGAUCGGCCGUCACCCGGUUACCAAGGACCGCGCCUACCUUCGUUGACCGAGACGGAGGUGGAAAAUAUGCUACUGGUCAGCCAAGAAACAGUAUCAGUGCCAGGAAUAACAUAAUACUAGGUACCUAGAACGUGAGAUCGUUGAGAGAAACGGGCAAGGUGGAGGAAUUAGUUCAUGAAAUGAGCAGAUACAGAAGGGACACCCUAGGUCUGUGUGAAAUGAGAUGGAAAAACUUUGGAGAAAUAUCGACCCAGGAGGGCCACAUACUGUAUUUUAGUGGCCGGAAGGACACACACGCACAAGGAGUUGGCUUCCUCGUCCACAAAAACAUUAAGAACAGUAUUAUGAGCUGUCGACCGGUUUCGAGCCGGCUCAUCACUCUUCGUCUAAGGGCAACACCAUUCAACAUCAACAUGUGCAGGCGUAUGCACCAAGUACAGAUUAUACUGACGAAGAGUUAGACGACUUCUAUCAUCAGCUACAGGAUGUGCUAAACCGAACACCCAAGAAGGACGUUCUUGUUGUUGUUCAAUGAGGCUUUUGGAAUUCGCCAGCUUCAACGAACUCAUUCUGGCCAACACAUUGGAUGAACAUAAAAUGUCCAGGAAAACCACAUGGCACAAACCCAAUGGGAAACACAACCAGAUUGACUACAUCAUGUUGCAAGCACGCUUCCGGUCUAGUAUAAACAUUGCCAAGUCUCACAGCUUCCCUUGAGCUGACAUCAGGAGCGACGACGACCUAGUCAUGAUGACCUAUAGGCUACACUUAAAGAGGGUAAACAAAAAAGGAAAUACAAGAAUUAAAUUCGACCUUGAUUGCUGAAUGAUGGAUCCUAAAGUAGCAGAAGCCUUCCAGGCAAUAAUAGGAGGACAAUUUGCAGCGUUUAAUAUCAUAAAUGCCGACUGUUCAGACAUGGACACAUUGAUUGAUAACUUCAACACAGCUGUGACGGACACAGCUCACGACAUCCUUGGUAAACAUCAACCAACCCGAAAUCCAUGGGUGACAGCUGACAUACUUGAUCUGUGUGAUAAACGGAGGCAGUUAAAGAAAACAAAAAUGAUAAAUACAGAGCGGGCCAUUAAAUAUAGGACAGUUAAUCAAACCAUCAAAAAAGGAAUGAAAAGGGCAAAGAAGAACUGGAUUGAAGAGCAAUGCUACGUCAUUGAAAACUGCUUGAAUCAAAACAAUAGCAAAAAAGCUUACCAGUUGGUGAAAGAACUAACCACUGCAAAACAAGGACGUAGUACAACCGUACGGGAUAAAAAUGGUAAAUGUUUAACUGAAGAAAAUGAUAUCAUCAAACGAUGGACUGAAUACUGUUCGGAGUUGUAUCAUGAAAGUAUAAAGAUAGACCCAGAGAUCCUUAAUGUCCCACCAGCAACAGACAAUUAUAACUACCCUAUUCUCCGCGCAGAGGUAGAAGCAGCAGUCCAAGCAUUCCAAACAGGAAAGGCCGCAGAAGUGGAUAAUAUCCCUGCCGAGUUGGUGAAACAAGGAGGAGAGGGAAUGAUAACUACCCUAUUCAUAUUUUUAGCAAAAUAUGGCUUACAGGGGAAUGGCCCAAACCAUGGACCCAAUCGCUCAUCGUCACCCUCCCCCAAAAAAGGUAACCUACAGCUAUGCCAAAACUAUCGCACCAUUAACCUAAUAAGCCAUCCAAGCAAGGUCAUGCUGAAGAUCAUAUUGAACCGACUAAAACCAUACACCGACAGAAUCAUUGCUGAAGAACAGGCGGGCUUCAGACGAGGACUGGGCACUACUGAGCAUAUUCUAAACCUCCGAAUACUAUGUGAGAAAUAUGCUCAACACCAACAAAAUCUAUAGCACGUCUUUGUUGACUUCAAGAAAGCAUUUGACAGGGUUUGGCAUGCUGCUUUAUGGGCCACCAUGAGGCACUACAAAAUCAACACAAACCUAACCAGCAUGAUAUGCAACCUCUAUGAUAAGGCCACCAGUGCAGUCUUCCUCAACAACAACAUCGGAGAAUGGUCCAAGACCACGGUUGGAGUAGGACAAGGCUGCCUGCUCUCCCCCAACCUAUUCAACAUCUUCCUAGAGAGAAUUAUGUCAGAUGCUCUGGAAGCGCAUGAAGGGACAGUCAGCAUUGGUGGCGAAACAAUCACCAACCUACGCUUUGCCGACGACAUAGACGUGCUGGCUGGGAAGGAAGAAGAACUAGCCGACCUGGUAAAACGUCUCGAUAAGACCUCGUCGUCCUACGGCAUGCUAAUCAGUGCCGAAAAGACAAAACUGAUGACAAAUAAUACCGCAGGCAUCACCACUGAAAUUAAGGUUGGGGGGGGGGGAGAGGAAGAUUAGAGACUGUCGGCCGCUUCAAAUACCUAGGAGCAAUAGUCUCAGAACAAGGCUCCAACCCGAACUGAUGUCCAGGAUUGCGCAGACUACAACAGCACUAAAAAAUCUCAAGAAAAUAUGGAAUGACAAAAAUAUAGCUCCCAGCACGAAAAUCAGGCUGAUGCGCUCAUUAGUCAUCUCCAUUUUCCUUGAUGCCUGUGAAUCCUGGACAUUAACAGCCGAUCUUGAAAGGAAAAUAAAAGCGAUGGAGAUGAGAUGCUUCAGAAGCAUUUUUGGCAUCUGCUAUAGGGAUCAUAUCUCCAAUGAUAAAGUGAAAGAAAGGUUCGUCAGGCAAUUGGGGAGUAGGGGUAAUAAGAGGAGAGACUGCAAUCAGGUUAGUACAAAAUAAAAUGAGUAAAACAGAGUAUGGUUAAACCUGAAAAAUUAAACGCAACAAAACAGCGAACGUGUCGGCAGAAAGCCUUCGUCAGCGAACAAAACAACAGAAAAAAGUUAUAAAAAUAAGAAAUAGCACUUAGCUGGUAAGUAGUAUCUGUGGGCAGCAAUAGAAGUGUGGGGAGUACGAUGACGUACUGAUGACUGUGAAAAAACGUAAAUUACAAUGGUACGGCCACGUAACAAGGAAACAAGGGCUUGCCAAAGAAAUAUUGCAGGUCAUCACAAGAGGGGGGAGAAGAAGAGGAAGACAAAGGAAAAGGUGGGAGGAUAACAUCAAAGAGUGGACAGGACUAACACUUUGCAAUGCAGUACGUAGUGCUGAAGACAGAGAGGAAUGCAGGAGGAUGUUUCACAUGUCAUCUGUGGCGCCCCAACGGUCCAAGGACUAAGGGAUAUGAGGAUGGUUCACAUGUCAUCUGUGGCGCCCCAACGGUCCAAGGACUAAGGGACAUGAGGAGGAGGAAUAAUGUAUUGUUACUAGGGGUGCAAGGCAAAGAAAUUAUAUGAGUUGAUUGCUUGCUUUCACUUCUACUAACUAUUCUUACACUUUGUUUCUAAUAACUAUUCUUAUACUUUCUUUCUACUAACUAUUCUUACACUUUGUUUUUACAAAAUUUUCUAACACUUUGUUUCUAAUAACUAUUGUUACACUUUCUUUCUACUAAAUAUUCUUACACUUUGUUUCUACCCAGUGGCGUAGCGAGGGGGUGCGGAGUGGAUGCAGACUGCACCGGUUGACACCAUUUUAGGGGUGACACCAGACUGAAAAAUUCCAUAUUUACAGAGCAAACACUGCUCGGUCUAACUAAGAUUCAUAAAAGGAUAACCAAUCACACAUACAUUUUUCACAAAUGUAACCAAUCCAAAUGCGUGCUUUAUUAAAAGUUCAAGGUUGAUGCGUCAUAAAUGAGAUGACCAUACAUUUAGGUUUGAAAAACACAGUAAUUAUGCCACGCCGAUUGAAGUAUUCAGUAACUUUCGUAAGUGACAGAAAUCUAUAUUUACCUAAAUCCUGAAAAAUAAGGCUUCCCAUUGAUACCAAAUACGAUAUGGUCGGGUUAUUCUAAGUAUAAGAAUCGGUAAAAAUAAAGAAAUAAUAAAAAUAAAUUUUUACCCAAUUUAUAAGGUUUAACAAAAUUUAAUAUUUGACAAAAUGUUCAAUCUUUUAAUGACAAAUUCUUAUUUAUUCACAUUUAAAAAGUGAAAGUUUUUUGAAGACAUCUAUAAUAUUAUAUUAUAUAUCGAAACCCAUCGAUACUCAAAAAUUAAUAUUUUUCCCAAUUUAUUCAAGAUUAAUAUAUCAUGCCACACGGCGUGCACAAAUCUAAAGGCCAAGUGGCAGUCAGCAGUGAAAAGCAAAAAAGAAAAUACAUGUCUCACAAAAAUUUUUACCAGAAUAUUUGCUUCAAUAUCAAGAAACCCAAUGAUGACCAGAAUCAGGAGUCAUCAAAAGACUUUCCUCAGCCUACCAUUGAUACUGAUUCUCCCGCUACCAGUAGCAUCCAUUCUUUUCAGCAAAUUGUGGGGAAAAUGGAAGGGAUGAACGUGAAAACACAAUUAAAAACAUGGAUGGUUUGGAAACAGAAAGGCCUACUUCCAAUGUUGAUUCAAACCAAGAUAAUAUAAGUUUAAUGGUUAAUGACAAAACGGGCACAUUUGAUCAGAUGCUUCUCUCUUGGAUGUAUCAGUUUCAGAUUAUAUUUGGGUCUGAAAUUAUUCAAAUAUUGAGUACCUCAUUUCAGAACAAGGACGGACGAUUCAGCAUUGUGACGAGGCAAGAUUCGAAAUCUAAAGGAGGUGUGAGCCAACUAACAAAUCAAUGGAUCUACGGGGUGAUGCAAAUUGGCCAUAGAUGAUAUCUAAGUAUGACCCAUUGCUAAAAGAGCUUCUCAAGGUGUACAUCUACAGAAAAAGCAUCCGCAUCUUACCUUUCAUCAGAAACUCAAAAUGAUUUAUAAAUGUCCUUGCAAAUCAUGUGAAGGAGAUUCUUAACAUGGAUAUAAAGAAAGCGAGGUAUUUUGGAGUUAUGCUCAAGAGUACAUCAGAUGUAUCACACAUUGACCAGAUGUCUGAAGUGAUCAGAUAUGUGAAAAAUCACAAUGGGAAAGUUGAAGUGAGAGAAACGUUUCUUAGUUUUUUCCUGUUAAGAGGGAAAAAAGCUGAUUUCUCAUUUCUGACAUUCUUACAAAUCUAGCAGAGCUCAGGGUUACGAUAAUGCUGCCACAAUGUCUGGAAUCCAUGGAGGUGUUCAGACUAUUAUGAAAAGAAAUAACAAGAAAGCAAUUUUAAUGGAUGGGUGACCCAUUCACUUAACUUGUGUGGUCAACACUUCUUUGCAGAAAAUGCUACAUUACAUUUUUCGGUACUGUUGAAAGAAUAUUUUCCUUCUUUGCUGCAUCCAAUCAUCGAUGGAAUGUGCUGAUUGAACACACCGGAAUUUCGUUGAAAAGAAUGUCAACAACGCGUUGGAGUGCUCAUCAUGCUGCUGUUAAAACAGUGAAAGAUUGGUUUGAUGAAUGUGUGGCGGUGAUUGAAGCUCCGUAUAUUCAUCUUGAAAAUUUGGAUACAAGAGGUACAGCACAAGGUCUUUUACAUGCUGUCUGUGAUGAUACAAGAGGUACAGCACAAGGUCUUUUACAUGCUGUCUGUGAUGAUGCAAGAGGUACAGCACAAGGUCUUUUACAUGCUGUCUGUGAUGAUACAAGAGGCACAGCACAGGGUCUUUUACAUGCUGUCUGUGAUGAUACAAGAGGUAAAGCACAAGGUCUUUUACAUGCUGUCUGUGAUGAUACAAGAGGUACAUCACAAGGUCUUUUACAUGCUGUCUGUGAUGAUACAGGAGGUACAGCACAAGGUCUCUUACAUGCUGUCUGUGAUGAUACAAGAGGUACAGCACAAGGUCUUUUACAUGCUGUCUGUGAUUGCACGUUUAUCUGCUACCUUUGACUAUGGGCUGAUCUACUUGAGGAAGUUAAUUUUACACAGCAGUAUCUGCAGACUAAUUGCUUUAUUCUUGACAAAGUGGUGACAAACCUAGUGGCCUUAAGAUUGUUUCUGCACGAGAAGCGCUGUCACUUGGUGGAACAUGCUAUUGAAAAGGCACUUUUAAAGUCAGACCAAUAUGGAAUUUUGGUAGCGAGAAGAUUAAGAUUUAAGAAGAGAAUAGCAGGGGAACAAUUAAUAGAUGCUGGACUCUCUGCGUGAAGAAAACAGUAGGGAGAUGCUAGAGUGUAUUGAUCGUUUUCAUUCUGAACUCCAGAUAUGUUUGGGGCUGUUCAACCCAAGAGUCUAAUAUCAGCAAGUGAAGAAGAGUUAUUGUUGUCCGUUCCAAAAUUAACCUCUUUCUAUGAUGAGUUAUCAGAAGAUGAACUUUUAAAAGAAAUACCAAGGCUUAGAAAACACCUAAAGGAAGCUGAUAUUGAAUUUCACAAAGUCAUGGACUGGUCAGUAUUUGAUGUUUUAAAAUUCAUAGCUGAAUGGGACUUCCUAGAAUCUCUUCCAAUACUGUCGUUAAGCCUUCAAUUAUUUCUUACGAUAUGUGUGUCUGUGGCCUCAUGUGAGCGGAGCUUUUCAAAACUGAGGCUUAUAAACUAUUUACGAUCCACGAUGGGGGAGUCAAGGCUUUCUGAUCUUGCUCUGCUAUUAAUUGAAAGUGAUAGGGUGAAGGAUAUUGAUUUUGAUCGAGUGAUGGACAGGUAUGCAGCUUUGAAGACCAGGAAAGGAAAAUUUUAAGGAAAGUAAAUUUAAUAUAAAAAUAAACAUAACUUAACGUUCCUACAGUUCUUAAAUACAUUGAUCUCAUGACCUACAAUUUAUGUGUAUUUGUUCUUGUCAUUGUUACAAUGUGGACUUAUUUUAACUAAAAAAAAUCUAUCAUGGAAGUUGGGGGGGGGGGGUUGGCACCAUGGGUUUACCGCACCGGGUGACACCACCCCUAGCUNCCUGGUUAUCGGUAUAGCUGUAAAAAUAACCAAGUCAUUUCCAUGUUUUGGACCAAUAAAACACAUUUGCAAGUCAAAUUAUCUCUUUAGUUUUUAACAUAAUAUUUUUGCACUCAUUUAGGCUCCUUAGAGGAGAGGGUCCUUGAUCCAAAGACAAAGAUCAUUUCUUUGUAUCGCGAGAAUUCGAGCGCAACAUAUGUCAUCAAAACCUGGAACGGCUACAAUGUGGAAAUGUCGGUGAAGGUCAUUGGAAAUAUUGCAAGGCAGAGACCAGAGUAUGGUGAAGGGAGGGAUCUUCUCUUAAAAGAGGAAAAAGAGGAAGAUUAUUAGCUUUGGGAUAUAGUAUCAAAUAUUUCUGUCAUAUCAUAUUUAGUUGGGGGUGGGGGGUAAUUAAAACUAUCUAUGAUAUUAUUAAAUAUUAGUGGGAUUUAAUAUUAUCAUAUCUUAGUGGGGUAUUAUCAUAUUUAGUUUACAAUUAUUCAAAAUAUUAUAUGCCUUCAGCCGUUACCAAAUAUUAGUAACAUAUUAUCAUACUUUAGUAGGGUAUUAUAUUUAAUGGGAUUAUAUCAGAUAUAUUCAAAUAUUAUACAAAGUGGGAUAUUAUUAAGUAAUAGUGGGAUAAUAUUAAGCCAAGAAGGAUAGUAUAAGCCAGAUGUUAUCAAAUAAUCGCACACGAUCUAAUAUUUGUGGGAUACUUUAAUAAGAGUAAGAUAUUUUCUAAUAUUAGUGGGAUA